Messenger RNA from Umbelopsis ramanniana AG, 1988 nucleotides. RefSeq lists its product as uncharacterized. The record is from RefSeq and is a predicted model, not a curated record. Gene Ontology annotation, molecular function: transcription corepressor activity; protein binding. Gene Ontology annotation, cellular component: Set3 complex. NCBI's taxonomy places the organism in Eukaryota, Fungi, Mucoromycota, Umbelopsidomycetes, Umbelopsidales, Umbelopsidaceae. The transcript is spliced from 8 exons. Gene Ontology annotation, biological process: regulation of transcription by RNA polymerase II. Bases 31 to 1626 code for a protein of 531 amino acids.
CUUUUCAUCUGAAGGGUCCCGAAAACACCGAUGAGUCUGACCAGCGAGGAGAUCAAUUACCUUGUGUUUCGAUACUUACAAGAAUCCGGUUUUCGGUAUUCAUCGUAUACCUUUCAACAUGAAAGCCAAAUACACAAAUCAGAAUAUCGGAAUGCAAACAUUCAACCUGGAGCACUUAUCGAUGUGCUUCACAAAGGCUUGCAGUACAUGGAUAUUGAAACGCACUUGGAUGAGGAUGGGAAUGAAAUAGAAUGCGAUGUACCAAUGACUUUGUUAGGUCCACAUCGAUGCGAAGUAUCGAAAAAAGGCGGCCACAAGCGUGCAGAAUCUGUUUCCAGCGCCAUUGCUACUGGAUACAAGCGGGAACGAAAAGAGGACAAAAAAAAUCAAAAGGAUAGAGAAAAGCGCGCCCGCAAAGAUAACCCACAAAGUCCCUCUGCUGGCCAGAGCCUUGUGAAUGGACAGGAAACCACGACAAAUGGCAAUGACUACAAAGAAGAAGGCGAAGGCGAUGAUGUUGUUAUGGCCGAUGCCGACCAGCAAACCAGCAGUGUCAUAGAGAUUGCAAGUAAUGAGGCGCUGAUUUUAAAGGGACAUCAAAAUGAAGUUUUCUCUUGUGCAUGGAAUCCACAAAUACCUUUAAUGGUAGCGUCAGGAUCUGGAGACGCAACCGCCCGUUUAUGGCAGGUGCCUGCUGAAGGUGAUGAAGUACCAGAACCCAUCGUACUUAACCACUUGCCAAACCUCAAUGAUAACAAAGAUGUGACAACUCUGGACUGGAAUCCUUCCGGAACACUACUCGCAACUGGCUCUUAUGAUGGACAGGCGAGGAUAUGGACUCCACGUGGCGAAUUACGAUGCGUUAUGACCCAACAUCGUGGGCCCAUCUUUUCUCUCAAAUGGAACAAGAAGGGUGAUUUGUUGUUGAGCGGUAGUGCUGAUAACACUACUGUUGUAUGGAAUCCAGAGACUGGUGAUAUGAAACAACAAUUUGAGCUGCACAAAUUGGCAAUUUUAGACGUCGACUGGAUGGACGAUACAACCUUUGCCUCAUGUUCUACCGACCAAACUAUUCGACUUUGUAAGGUUGGUUCUACCAAGCCUUUAAGAACAUGGCAUGGGCAUGAGGACGAGGUAAACGCUGUUAGAUGGGACCCAACCGGAGAAUGGCUUGCCUCUUGCUCUGAUGACACAACAGCCAAAAUCUGGUCACCAGAUUCAGACCAGUGUGUCCAAGAAAUAAGAGGCCACGAACUACAAAUCUACACACUUCAAUGGGCACCGUACUUUGAACGUAGUGGACCCGACGCUUCACCGCGUAUACUUGCCACUGGUUCGUUUGAUGCCACCAUCAGAAUUUGGGAUGCUCUACGAGGAACCUGUCUGCAUGUCCUCAAAAACCAUACGGAAGCUGUAUACUCUAUAUCAUUUAGUCCAGAUGCACGUCUGUUAUGUUCUGGUAGCUUUGAUGAAAUGCUCAAUAUUUGGGAUGCCAAGAAGGGAACUCUUCUCAAGACGUACAAGGGCAAUGGAGGAAUAUUUGAGGUGCACUUUAACAAAACUGGUGAAAAGCUCGCAGCUUGUACCUCCAGCAAACAAGUUGUCAUUUUGGAUAUGAAAUCAUGAAAUUAGCCCACGCAAUUGCAUUUUCUGUUACCAUUCUGCAUACUAUCCACGAUCAUUGUGUCCAUAGGAAAAAAAAACAGACCUCUCUAUCUUCCCUCACUCCACUACAACUGGCGCCUCCCGAGUUAGCGGGUUUACACUUCCUUCUUCUAGACGUCAUUCGCCUUUAAUUCUAUCAAUUAUCUGAGUGUUGACUCGUUUGCAUUGCUGUCUUGGUUUUGUUGUUGUAGUUGUACUUUGUAGUAAUCUUUUCUCAAAUUUUUUCUCUCCAUCUUGUCCCUAAUAUUCGUAUAUUCAUUUUGACCACGACAACUUUUUUCAGGCAUUUAUCCUAUAAAACCAAAAAAAAAAAAAAAAGGAAA